Messenger RNA from Coffea eugenioides, 1080 nucleotides. Its product is annotated as transcription factor MYB35-like. NCBI's taxonomy places the organism in Eukaryota, Viridiplantae, Streptophyta, Magnoliopsida, Gentianales, Rubiaceae. The record is from RefSeq and is a predicted model, not a curated record. The coding region runs from base 1 to 1080 and encodes 359 amino acids. The transcript is spliced from 3 exons.
AUGGUGAAGCCUCCUUACUGUGACAAGAUUAAGAUGCAAAUGAAGGAGGUUCAUUUGACAGAAGAGGAGGAUGCAAAGGCCCAUGCCUAUGCACCAAAGCAAGGCACAGGCAAUUGGGCAGCAGCCAUGCCGAAGAAGUCAGGAGCCAGGAGAUGUGGGAAGAGUUGCAGGAUAAGGUGGAGUGGUAAUCAAAGGCCCGAUCCUGGGCAUGGAAGCUUCACACCCGAGGAAGAAGACUUAAUCAUUAAGCUCCAUGCUGCAAUAGGGAGCAGGUGGCCGAUAAUAGCACAACAACUUCCAGGGAGAACCGAUAAUGAUGUGAAGAACGUCUGGAACACUAAGCUAAAGAAGAAGCUCUCUGCAAUAGGAAUUGAUCCAGUAACUCAUAGGCCCUUCUCCCAAAUUCUUGCAGACUAUGGAAACCUUGGCGGCUUCCCAAAAGCUAGAAAUCGAUCUGGCUGUCUCAGCAGAGACAUAAAGAAUGCAUUUGUGCUAAAAUCUGAACAAUCUCGUGGCCUUCCAGAGAGGUCUUCGCACUUUGACAGCCAUUUUGGAACAACAAUUUCACCACUCGCAGUGGAACCAUCCAAACACCAUUUUAUGAGCAACUGCAGCCAUAUCUCGGCUGCCCGCAAUCAGUCCCUUGAACUUCUUUCUCAGCUUCAGGCCAUAACAAUGGUUACAGAAGCCUCAACUUACACCAAUACUGCAGCCCAAAUCCCUGCCGAAUGCUACUCAUCAUCUGCAUCAUCAUCACCGGAAUCUCCGCCCUCAGCUACCAACCAAGCCGUUGCAUCUCCAAGCUUCAGUUGGUGUGAUUUUCUUCUUGAGGACGCUUUUGUGCCCACCACAUAUACUGAGGAGAGAGAGAACGAAAUGAAGCUCCCACUAAGUUAUGAUCCGAAGUCAAAAGAAAUGAAACUUUCUGUUGCAGCAGAAGAAGAAGAAGUGGAUAUAUCAGCCAAGACAGUUGAAGCUUCAGCAAUCUCCUGCGGUUCAUUUGUUGAAGCAAUGCUUGAAGGUGAAAAUGAAAUGCUGUCAGAUUUCCACGGCCUCUUGGAAGAUCCAUUUUACUACUAG